This is a messenger RNA of Fusarium odoratissimum NRRL 54006, 2679 nucleotides long. RefSeq lists its product as uncharacterized. The coding region runs from base 147 to 1529 and encodes 460 amino acids. Gene Ontology annotation, molecular function: hydro-lyase activity; magnesium ion binding. The record is from RefSeq and is a predicted model, not a curated record. The transcript is spliced from 5 exons. NCBI's taxonomy places the organism in Eukaryota, Fungi, Ascomycota, Sordariomycetes, Hypocreales, Nectriaceae. Gene Ontology annotation, biological process: amino acid catabolic process; carbohydrate catabolic process.
CUUCCGCAUUCUUUGUUGUGAUUAAUGGGACAGGUUAUAAUCUCCUUAAAAGGCGCCUCGUCAUUACAAGAUGAUGUACAAAUCAAAUCGUAGGUUCCAACCUUGAAACACCAGAGCCUGUUUCUUCUCCUGUCUACGCCGCUACAAUGCCAUCCUCAAAGACACCAUUAGAAGUUGAUGAUGUCACCAUCACCAGCUUCACCGUUACCGACAUCAGGUUCCCCACUAGUCUAGACGGAGUUGGCUCAGACGCCAUGCAUAUUGGCACGAAUGGGUCGCAUCCAUACAUUCAACUGCAUACCAAUCACGGUGAUUUGAUCGGUGAAGGGAUUGCUUUCAGCAACGGUCGAGGAAGUGAACUCAUUUGUAUGGCUCUGAACAUCUUCGCGAAACGCGUAGUUGGAAAGACAAUGCAUGAGUUGACUCGCAACAUGGGCAAGACCUGGCGAUAUAUGGUCUCCGACUCCCAGUACAGAUGGAUCGGUCCUGAGAAGAGCGUGACACAUUUGGCCGUUGCUGGCGUACUCAACGCUGUUUGGGACCUCUGGGGCAAGAUAUUAGGUCUUCCGGUAUGGCAGAUCGUGUGUGAGAUGAGUCCCGAGGAGAUUGUCCGCUGCAUCGACUUCAGGUAUAUCACCGACGUCAUCACACCAGAAGAGGCCACCAGUAUGCUUCAAAAGACUGUCAAAGGCAAGGAAGAGCGCUUGAGGGAGGCAUUCGAGAAUGUUGCCGUGCCAGCCUAUACAACAUCCGCGGGAUGGAUGGCAUUCUCUGGCGAUAGGAUGAAGGAGGUGUUGCAUGAGACAUUGGCCCAGGGAUACAAGGUCUUCAAGUUCAAAGUCGGGACCAGCAUCGAGGCCGAUAGAGAAAGAUUGUCUGCUGUGAGAGACGUCUUGGGUUACGAUAAUGACUACCAGAUCAUGAUUGAUGCUAAUCAGGUCUGGAGCGUACCCGAGGCUAUUGAGUACAUGAAGCAUUUGGUGGAGUUCAAGCCUGUUUUUAUUGAAGAACCCACAAACCCCGACGACGUGCUGGGGCACGCAGCGAUUCGCAAGGCGCUGAAGCCGUAUGGCGUCGGUGUUGCCACAGGCGAAGCAGCACAAAACAGAGUCACUUUCAAGCAGUUAUUGCAGGCUGAAGCAACUGACGUUGCACAAAUCGAUGCUGUUAGACUCGGUAGCGUUAACGAAUGUCUUGCGGUCAUGCUGAUGGCCCUCAAGUUCAAUAUCCCAUGCGUUCCACAUAAUGGCGCAAUGGGCUUGACAGAACUCACAUCCCAUCUCAGCACGAUUGACUAUGUUGCUAUUAGUGGACGCAAGUCGAUGUUGGAAAAUGCCGACAGCCACCGUGAAAACUUGCGACAUCCCUCCAAGAUUGUCAAUACUCACUACGUCACGCCAUUGUCACCAGGUUACUCUACAGGCUACACUGAUGAAGCGCUCCAAAAGUAUACUUAUCCUGAUGGCAAGUUCUGGACAUCUGAAAUUGGUUUGAAGAUUAUCGCGCAGCCCACAGGUGGCGAGCUAUAACAUUUGAAUCGACUCCUCUUAUACAUCAAUCAAGAUAUUUCACACCUUGAUAUCUUUUAUAGUACUGUGAAAUAGAAUCCGGACAAUCAGAUGAACCUGCGUUAUCAAGAUCCUAGAUCUCUCAGACUCUUGUUCGAAGACGUGUCUUCCUCCUUAUCUCCUUAAGUAUUGCCAAAACAUCGGAGAUACUGGAAACAUUCCAUUGACUCAAGUUAUCAAUGGCCAAACUUUGAAGGCUCUCUAUGUCAGGAAUAAAGUGCCGGAGCUCAGAAUUGAGCCAUGACAGUGUCAGUAUAAUCACCGCCCCGAGCGACCUGGCUUGGUGAUUUAGUAUUAGACACUGCGGCCUGAUGGAGGUUGCUUACGACAAUGCAAACGUCCAAGUGUACUGACUUGGAGCGCGAAGAAUCUUAGAGGUGUGGUAAAGAUACAAACUGCAACUUUCGAUACAAAUACCUGCCUUCUCGACAAUAGCACUCGAAAUCUGUGAGCUCGUGUGCGUUGUAACAUGGAGAACAAAAGGUCGGUAUAUAAUAUGUUUCGCGGCAUAGUAUCGAAUUCUCAAUAUGGAUAUCCUGUCAUUGUCUAUUUCCUCAAGAUUAAGUGGUGGUCGGAACUGCUCGGGGAUUGCUGCGUGCCAUAAGUCGAGUUGACUGUGCAGUUCUUCACAGACAGAGGUGAUCGAAGUCAGCUCGUCGAUAGAAAACUCUUCUGGUGUCAUCAGUGAGGUUGAAGAAAGAGACGUGUUGAGAGAAUUUGGUGUUCUUGGGUAUAGGGAGUUGUGUAUGCGGUUCAGAAGUCGUCUGAUAGAUAUCUCGGCCAGAUAGGCUGUCAUGUGAAGAUCAUCCAGAUUCCCACAUCGGGGCAGGCUUGCGUCAUCAGUCAAUUGUUGAAGACUGCUUCUAGGGAGCUCCAGCUCAGCGAGCCUGUCGCAUUCGAUGAUAAAGCAAGACCAAAAUAGCCGCAGUAUAUCGACUUCUGUAUUGAGUGUUUGCUUUUGGCAAUCCAAGCUGGUAAUCUUAUUAGCGAUUAACUAUCUGAUAGUAUGAAGCUCUGACCUUGAAAGCUUUAGCUGUAAAAGAUUGGUAGCCAAGUAUAUGAGUCGCCAACUAUGAAGCGGACGGACAAUAUAUGCAAAAUAGACACUCGC